UGGACCAAUCCCAGCACAGCAUCUCAGCCGUCCAAUCAGAGCGCUGCGUGGUGAUGUCAUGCGGCUGCUGUGGAGCUGAUGCUGCUGAGCUGCAGAGCAGAGCAGAGAGCAGAGCGGCGAGGCUGCAGGAACAGAUUCUACCUCACCACAGUGUCUUUGCCGGAGAACAGCAGGAACAUGACCCUGACAGCGUACAGAGAGAAGAUGCGAGAGCUCCCCCUGGUGUCCAUCUUCUGCUCCUGCAUCCUGCCUCAACCCAGGGAGCAGACGGCCAACAAGCAGGAAGGCGUGGUGGACCUGAACCUGUGCAACAUCCGGGACAUGGAGGUCAUUGAGCUGAGCAAGCGCGCGAGCGGCCAGGCCUUCGAGGUCAUCCUGAAGCCGCCGACCUUCGAUGGUGCCCCGGAGCUGAGGGCCACCACGCCGCCCCGCCAGAAGCCGUCGCUGGCGGAGAUCCAGAAGAAGCUGGACGCCGCGCAGGAGAGGCGGAAGUGUCAGGAGGCGGAGCUGCUGAAGCACCUGGCCGAGAGGAGGGAGCACGAGCGCGAAGUGGCGCAGAAAGCUUUGACCAAGGACCGCCAGGAGCAGCGCGUCAACGCCAAGCCGCUGCAGAUGCACCUGAACGCCACACAGGAGGAGGACAAGCACAGUGUGGAGGUGAGGAUGAGGAUGAGGAGGCAGCCAUGAUGGAUUCUGGGUGGGCGGAGUCAAACCAAGCCCUCUGACCCAAACCAUCAGGGUUUAUGGGCUCCAGAAGAAAUCGGCCAUCUUUGAGUCCAUUUCAUUCUGAUCAAAUCAAUACUGACGCUAGAAACUGAAUUCAAUAGUUUUUCCUUAACAGAGAAGAAACCAAUUAGAUGUUUACUGGUUUUGGCUUAAAAUAUAUAUUUUAACCAAUUCUUGUUGGGCCCAGACUGGUACCAGGUCCGAGUUCUGGAGGUGGAUCGGAUAAACUGUUCAGUUUCUGCUGACUGAAAACCCUGAUGUAAAACACAACUCUAGCCCAGGGGUCCCCAAACUGGAGCGGGGUCCACUGGAGAGUCAAGAAAGGAUUUUCAGAAUCAUGUGACCCCCUGAGGCGUAUGGAAGGCCAGAAGAGGCGAAAUAACUCAGUAAAUAAUGUGUCAUGAUGGCCUGAUCACAACACAAGCUGAAUCUUAUCCAGAAGCCGAUUUUGAGGGCUGAUUGAGGAGCUGGGAGACUGGAGCUGCUCUGACUGGGAGGACUGGGAGCAGAACCAGUGGAGGACAUGGAGGACUGAGGGACAUUUGUCUCCUCCACCAGGACCCUCGUUUUCAAACAAACGCUGCAGAUUCAGUCAUCGCUGGACAGUUUCCUGUGGCUUUACUGUGCUUUGUUGCCAUGCCAACGGUGCCAAUGUCUUCAUGUGUGAGUGUGACUGUACAUGCACCAACCAGAACCCACCCCGGCUGAAACGGAUCAGCAGGGUUCUGUCUGAAACUGGAGCUGGACCACAUCGACCCGAGCUCAGAUACUGAGUCAGACUGCGCCCCCUGCUGGACAGUUUGGACAUUUUACUGUGAUGUGGUUCCUUGGUGACAUCUAGUGGCGCCUCUGAGAACAGCAGAAAAUCAGGAACCCUGCUGCUAGAACCACAAGAUCUGUACAGGCCCAGUUCUGUUUGAGAACCAGAACCAAGCAGAACCAGUUGGACCAUUCUGGUCAGGAGGAAAACCUGCAGGAGAAAAGACGGCGAUCCAAACGGCUUACAGACCAGAACCACCUUGUUCCAAGUUAUUGUCAGCAAGUGCAACUGAAACCAAACGGCUUUCAGAACCAAGAAUUAGAGUCCAAUUCCUGCCUUCAGGACCGAGAUACCAGUAGAACCAGAACCGGGCCCCAAACAGCCUGACGUAGAGUCAAAGGUUCUGGCCCGGUUUCAGUUCUGGUCCCAACAGAGAGAGGAGAACAUGUUGAGCUGCAGGUAGAGGAACUCCUUCCUGAUGUGGACCAAUCAGGAGACACCACCUGAGUUCUGAUUGGCUAGGACUGAAGUUCAGAACAGAACUAUCAGAACUGUUCUGCUCUGCUGGUACCGCCUAAAGAACGCCAACCCGAACCGACCCGAAAGUCAGACCUGGAGGUGGUUCUGACCCAGAUUCAGAUUAAAUCAGAUAAACUCGGGACCAACAAGUCCAGACAGGUAGAAAAACCUGAGAGACUGAGAUGAGAACCAAGACAGAGAGGCCCGGGUCGGUGGCCUGGGUCGGUGCCAUCCAGCUUUAUUUCUUCAGAUUCUGUUGAAAUUGUCUGACUAUAACUGAAAACACCCUGAUACGGAUAAUGAUGGAUGGAUGAUGGAUGGAUGAUGGAUGGAUGGAUGCAGCUGCUCUUAUCCAUUGGCCUAGUUAAAGGACAUGUUGUACAGAAAUCUAUUUUAAAGAAUAAAGAAGCAGGAUCAUU
Xiphophorus couchianus (Monterrey platyfish) is the source of this 2424-nucleotide messenger RNA. Its product is annotated as stathmin-4-like. NCBI's taxonomy places the organism in Eukaryota, Metazoa, Chordata, Actinopteri, Cyprinodontiformes, Poeciliidae. The transcript has 7 exons. Gene Ontology annotation, molecular function: tubulin binding. Gene Ontology annotation, biological process: neuron projection development; regulation of microtubule polymerization or depolymerization; microtubule depolymerization. Gene Ontology annotation, cellular component: neuron projection; cytoplasm. The record is from RefSeq and is a predicted model, not a curated record. Bases 79 to 687 code for a protein of 202 amino acids.